AUGGGGCCUAGGGUGGAGGGUAGUUGUUGGAUGGGUUUGGGUGGAGUGGUUGUGGGAUGGGUUUUUGGGGUGGAGCUUGAGGGUGGUGGCCAUGGGGGAAUGGAGAGAGAGAGAGAGAGAGAGAGAGAGAGAGAGAGAGAGAGAGAGAGAGAGAGAGAGAGAGAGAGAGAGAGAGCAUUUAUUCACCCAAUGCUUAUCGUGGUUUUGCUCGCGAGCUCAUCAAGGAUUUGGAAAGAAUCAGUUUUCACAAAAUUUAAUCAUGCAAUGCAGGAGGUGAAUAAAGGGCAACAGAUUUGGUCCCAUGUAGAUGGUGGCAGGCCGGCAGUGGAGGUUAGCGGCUGCAGAUGGCUGGAGGUGGCUAGCGGUGGGCGUCCGGAGGUGGUCGGUGGUGGCACCGGCAGGUGGUUGGCUGACGAUGGCGGUUGGCUGGAUAUAGACAUGUGGCAUAGUAUGCUUGCCUUAGAAUGA
Prunus armeniaca (apricot) is the source of this 468-nucleotide messenger RNA. The record is from the annotation of a GenBank genome assembly. NCBI's taxonomy places the organism in Eukaryota, Viridiplantae, Streptophyta, Magnoliopsida, Rosales, Rosaceae.